AUGAGGAGCGUGCUCCCCGGCGCGACCAAGGCCGGCCCCGUGACCGAAGCGAUCGGAGAGAAAGAGAUGACCGCGACCGACGGCGCGACGGCGAUGAUCGAGAUCACAGGCGUCGCUACAGAUCCAGGUCUCGAGACAGGAGAGACAAUCAACAUCGAUCUAGGUCGCGGGAGCGCGAGCGGGUGCGUGACGACGAUCGGGAGUACGCUCGCCCGAGAGACCGCGAUGACAGAGGCAAGGGCAGAGAUAGGCGCGACAGAGGCGAGCCGAGAGACAAUGGACGACCGGCUAGGUAUCGAGAUGAAGAACCGCCAAAUCAUGGAAAAGGGUGGAGAAAGACCGGGUGGAGCGCAUGCGCACGGGACCAUGUCUGUCAAGGUUGGCGCAGGCCAAGAUGGCGAGCGAGAACAGAGCCGUGAGGAGGAGGACCGGAGAGACCGUGAUGGCACGGAUGACCGUGAACAAGGUGAGGCUAUGGAUGAAGACGAAGAGGAACUUGAAGUCGAGGACGACGGAAUGGCGGCCAUGCAGGCCAUGAUGGGCUUUGGCGGUUUCGGUACGACGAAGGGUAAGAAGAUUGCCGGUAACAAUAUCGGAGCGGUUCGCAAGGAGAAGACGACGGAAUAUCGUCAGUACAUGAACCGUGUGGGAGGAUUCAACCGACCUCUAAGUCCAGGUCGAUGA
Messenger RNA from Phaeoacremonium minimum UCRPA7, 684 nucleotides. RefSeq lists its product as hypothetical. The record is from RefSeq and is a predicted model, not a curated record. The coding region runs from base 1 to 684 and encodes 227 amino acids. The transcript has 2 exons. Gene Ontology annotation, biological process: RNA splicing. Lineage: Eukaryota; Fungi; Ascomycota; Sordariomycetes; Togniniales; Togniniaceae. Gene Ontology annotation, cellular component: precatalytic spliceosome.